CAAUACUCUCCGACUUGAUAAUGCAACUCAACAACACCGAGAACCGGGAACUUAAGCCAAUAUGCCAAAUCAUCACUCCAGUGGGUAUGUUAGGCUACGGCUUCGACGAAGGCCUCACGCACUACGAACUCUCCCGCCUCGUACCAACCGGCAUCCCAACAGCUAUCAUCUUGGACUCUGGAUCGACAGAUAGUGGCCCGCAGAAACUAGCUUUGGGAUCUAUGUCUUGUCCAAGGUCAGCUUAUGCAAAGGAUCUUGCCAAGUUACUUCGCCUUGUUCAUACGUUUCGUGUGCCCUUGAUAUUUGGGUCUGCUGGUGGCGAUGGGACGGAUGAGCAUGUCAAGAUCAUGGGGGAGAUUAUUGAAGAGAUUUCAUCAGAAGAAGAGAACAAGGACUAUGUUUUCAACACGAUAACGCUCUUCUCCAACAUCAACAAAGCAACUAUCCUCAAACGCCUGAAGCAAGGCCGCCUGACAGGCUGCGGUCCCUGUGUCCCACCCGCAACAGAGUCCGAGAUCAACGAAUCUCUCCGCGUCGUCGCUCAAAUAGGCUACGAACCCUUCUUCGACGCCAUGAACGCCAAUCCCGACUUCAACAUCAUAAUCGGCGGACGAGCCUACGAUCCAUCCCCAUACGUCGCAUUCUGCGUUUAUCAACUGACCCGCCAGUCAAACCACCUCAGCAUCGAAGAGCUUCACGCUAGACUUGGAGGGUUCUAUCACAUGGGUAAGAUCUUGGAGUGCGGUGGACAGUGCUCAUUCCCGAAAUCUCAUGGUGCUGUUGCGACUGUUUAUGAGAAUGGUUUGUUCGAUGUUAGACCGACGGAUCCUGAGUCGAUGUGUACGCCUUUGUCUGUUGCUGCCCAUACGCUGUAUGAGAAUACGAGACCGGACGUUUUGCGUGGUCCUGGAGGGUCACUUCAUCUUGGCAACUCAAAGUAUGAGCAGCUGUCUGAUGGAAAGUCUGUGAGGGUGAGUGGUAGUGUUUAUCACUCGUCAGAAGCAGAUGGAAAGCCUUAUCAGCUCAAACUUGAGGCUGCACGUAUUGUUGGAUACCGCUCUAUGUUUAUGGGCAGUGUCAAAGAUCAUAUCCUCGUCUCGCAAAUCGACAAACUCCUCGCCCGCGUCAAAGUCUAUGUUGAUCAACAACAUCCCGAGAUCACAGGCCAGUGGAACCUCGACUUCCACGUCUACGGCAAAGACCAGUACGCACAAGCCGGACCAGGCCAACUCUUUAUCGUCGCUGAAGCACUUGCGUCAACGCAGCAGUUGGCCAACAGCAUUGCUUCGAAGGCACGAGUUGGAAUGAUUCAUGCACCAUAUCCAGGGCAGAAAGCGACUGCCGGCAACUUUGGCUUCGGUCUUGGUGGCCUUAUGGAGAUUGAGUUGGGCCCUUGCGCUGAGUUCUCGCUGUACCAUCUCAUGGACCUUGAGCCUGGCGAAGAGAGGUUGGCUCCGGGUGGUGAUGGGUCCGUGCUUGAGGGCUCGUUGCUGAGAGGCACUGUGUCUCGAGUUGGCAAAGGGGGCAUCAAUAGGACCAACGGGCACUUCACUGUGCCUGAGGUUGAAAGCAAGCCUCUGCAGCGGACGAGCGCAAGUCCCCAGCGCUCACCUAGUCCCCCAAACCAGCAUAUCCAAGAACCUGAGACGCUAUCAGACCUAUGUCGCAUUGUCCGAUCCAAGAACGCUGGUCCAUACGAGAUAACAAUAGAUGCCAUGUUCGCGUCGAAAGAAGCUUAUGAAGCGGUUAAGUCCUCUGAUCUUCUCUCAUCCAGCAAUGUUGCGAAAGCCAUCGGUAUCCCUGAAGAAGAUAUCAUCUGGAUUGGUUUCUUCGACCCUGCUAUCUCAUUCAAAGUGACCAUUCCCAGAAUCCGAUCAGGGAAGAAGAAAUCUGCUGGUGGAUUCAUGGAGAACGACAUCCAUGGGUCACAAGAGCACAUGGGCCUUGCAAGUCUCAAGCUUCCAGCAAGUUUCGCUCUGUAA
This is a messenger RNA of Fusarium redolens, 1982 nucleotides long. RefSeq lists its product as uncharacterized. The coding region runs from base 21 to 1982 and encodes 653 amino acids. NCBI's taxonomy places the organism in Eukaryota, Fungi, Ascomycota, Sordariomycetes, Hypocreales, Nectriaceae. The record is from RefSeq and is a predicted model, not a curated record. The transcript is spliced from 4 exons.